Drosophila innubila is the source of this 1221-nucleotide messenger RNA. RefSeq names its product SH3 domain-containing protein Dlish (gene Dlish). Bases 33 to 1169 code for a protein of 378 amino acids. Gene Ontology annotation, molecular function: protein binding. Lineage: Eukaryota; Metazoa; Arthropoda; Insecta; Diptera; Drosophilidae. The record is from RefSeq and is a predicted model, not a curated record. The transcript is spliced from 3 exons.
AACGAAAAUUAAAUUAAAUAUUAAAUAUUACAAUGGCGUUUCUGUGUCCAGUGCGCAUGCGUCGCGAUAAAAAGAAAGCCACAAAUGCAAACAUCGAACGAGAUCUGGCCCCUGUGGGAAUGGGGCGCAUUACAGGCUCCUCCAGCAUUGAGACCCUGGUGCGUGUGGGCAUUGAGAAGGAGCAUGGACUUAGCCCUGAUUCAAAAAUGGUUGUGUUGCACGAUUUUACGCCCUGUGUGGACGAUGAGUUGGAGGUGAAACGAGGACAGCUGGUUAAUAUUUUAUAUCGUGAAAACGAUUGGGUCUAUGUCAUUGGCCAGGACUCGCGCCAGGAGGGCUUCAUACCGUUUUCCUACUGUGCCCCGUACAACACACAGUUGGCCGAGUUGGCCAUUAAAAAGAAGCUGCCACGGGAACAGUGUCCGGAGCAGCCUCAUGAUGAGAAUCAACCGUUGCUGGGUGUGGGAGUCGACAACAAACUGGAUGUGCUAUGCGAUGAGCCGAUCACUGUGGUCAACGCCUCCACAGUAAAUAACUUGGAGAGCAAUCUCCAUGUGUCCAUGCCCGAGUGUACGCCGUUCAUCAAGGAGCCAUCUGGACGCUGCAUUGUGCUCUACACAUUCAUUGCCCGCGAUGAGAAUGAUUUGUCUGUGGAACGUGGCGAAUUUGUGACCGUACUUAAUCGUGAGGAUCCCGAUUGGUUUUGGAUAAUGCGCAGCGAUGGUCAGGAGGGCUUUGUGCCGGCCAAUUUCAUUUAUCCAGCCGACAGUGUGCGUGUGCUGCAGCAACAAAAGGCAACAACGCCAGCAGCGGCGCCACUCAACGAGAGCAACAUGCAACAUCAUGCCACGCUAACAGGUGGCGGCCUAAAUGCCAUGGAAACCAUCCUGCAACAGCAGGGACAACAACAGCAGCAGCAACAACAACAACAACAACAACUAGGCAUUGGCACUGAUGAUCUGCGUUAUCAUGGCACAGAGCUCGUUAUGCUCUAUGAUUACAAAGCGCAGGCUCCGGAUGAUCUGUCCGUGCGUCGCGGUGACUGGAUCUAUGCCGACCUCAACAAUCAGACCGUGGACGGUUGGCUGUGGGCGUAUGCGCCCAAGACCCGUAAAUACGGAUUCAUACCCAAGGCGUAUGCACGUCCGCCGGCCAUGACGAGCCUAUAAUUCAUUCCGAUAAGUCUAGUACAUAAAAUAUAGUUUUUAUUAUUGUACAUUA